UUCGGUUCCAACCGGUUGGAAGGGAUCCGCCACGCCGAGAUGGACGCCAAGAGCAUGGAAGCGUCCGGGACCAUGUGCUUCCAUGGCAUCGAGUACUCGGUCGAGAUAUGGGUCCAGCGCGAUGAGCUCCAUGUCCAGGUCGAGGAAGAGAGCCUCAAGGCGACGGCCGACGUCGACCGAUGGGGCGGCGCCUUCCCCGCCAUGUACAUUGAAGAGCUCACGAAGAAGACGGGCAACUUCAAGCGCUUCUACACCUUUGUCAACAUGCUCGUCUCGGCCUUGAACCACAAGAGCGACUCGGUCUUCAUUGACCUCCUCACCUACUCGGACCUGGAGCUCUACCGGAAGCGCAAGAUGGGCAAGUCCUCGACCGAAGCUCCGCCGGCAGUGGCGCUCCAUGCGACCAACAAGCGCUACCUUAUCCUGACGUACGCGGUCGAAUUUGACCGCGUGCAUUACCCGCUGCCGCUCCUGUACAUUGAGACGCCGACGGCCGACAUUUUGCAGAAAACCAUCCUACGUCUCAAGCAGGCGCUUACCGAGUCCAAAAUGGACGGCGGCGUCCCCGACAAGCAGCUCCAUGCGCUGCAAGACGAGAACUCGUCCCUUCGGCUCCAGAUCAAGCAGCUGCAAGCCAUGCAUGACGCAGCAAAGGCUUCGUCGUCCGACGCGCGGGAGCACAAGGAACUCACGGCCAUGUACCAGCAGCUCCGAAAAGACUCGACAAACGAGAUCACUGAGCUCAAGGCGCAGAUCGAGUUGCUCGAAAAGCAGCAGUCGCGGGACGACGUGGAGGCACUGGAACAACGCUAUGGCCAGCGGAUACGUCAGCUCGAGAAAGACGUCGAACGCGAACGGGCCGACCAGCACCGUCUUAUGUUGCAAUUGGAGCGCCAGCUCGAGGACGAGCGAGCCAAGGCCUGUGCCGCCGAGACGCUAGUGCGCGAGCUGCAGAUGAAGAACCGAGAACUCAUGCGCCAGCUCGCCGUGGCACGGACCAAGUCGACGCCGCACCGAGACCGACCGCAGGCCGCGACGACGGCGCCAGCACCGCAGAAGCGAGCGGCGCCGGCGACCCGUCCGCGCAGCACCACAGCGUCGUCACGCCCAUCGAGCGGCCACGACAGUGACGGCGAGCGCAAGCCUCGCUACACGGAGCGCCCACCAGCCACUUCAGCAAGCUUCAAGCGCUUUGAUCCCACCGCGUACCAUCUGGAGCGCCAGGCCAAGCUGCGAGCCCGAUCGCAGUCCCCGCAGCCGCCAUCGCGGUCGUCGUCGGCGCCACGUCGACCUAUCACGAGCGGGUACUCGUCCGACUCGUCGGCAGGGUACCAGUCGGGCGGGUCCAACGCCUCUCGACGGCCACGGCCGCGGAGCCGCCAGGGCUCCACCGAGCGCCAGCGCGACGCGGAUGCGCGGCUUGCGUCUCCACGGUGGAGUGCGUCCAAGAAGGAGCCACCCGCAGUCUCGAGCCGCCGGUCCCCGUCGCCGACCGUUCCCCGCAAGGCCUCUACGACACCACUGAAAGGGUCGAGCACUCCGCUCAAGUCAGUUUCCAAGCUGCCCGGACGGACCAAGCCCACGGUGCUCUCAACCAAGCCCCAGUACCUUUAUGACGACGACGAGAGCGACACGGAAGCGCCGUCGACGUUCACCGAUAUUGACAACCGGCUCAACGCGCUGCAGCAGUUUCUGCGCGAUGCCAAGACACACAAGACACUCGACAGGAAAUAAUUACAGUACGUUGGCUUACAA
This is a messenger RNA of Saprolegnia diclina VS20, 1755 nucleotides long. RefSeq lists its product as hypothetical. The coding region runs from base 40 to 1734 and encodes 564 amino acids. The transcript has 12 exons. Lineage: Eukaryota; Oomycota; Saprolegniomycetes; Saprolegniales; Saprolegniaceae. Gene Ontology annotation, cellular component: centrosome. The record is from RefSeq and is a predicted model, not a curated record.